Molecule: messenger RNA, 6108 nt
Organism: Candoia aspera
Lineage: Eukaryota; Metazoa; Chordata; Lepidosauria; Squamata; Candoiidae
Gene: PTPRK
Product: protein tyrosine phosphatase receptor type K
Exons: 30
Coding region: 314-4654 (1446 amino acids)
Biological process (GO): protein dephosphorylation
Cellular component (GO): membrane
Molecular function (GO): protein binding; protein tyrosine phosphatase activity
Source: RefSeq, a predicted model, not a curated record
GAAACGGAGGGGCGGACGCGCGCUGGCGCUCAGCUCCUCCUUUCGCCGCUGAGCAAAGUAACUCCGAUGGAGUAAGAGGAGCCGCGAUCGUCUAAUCCAGGAGCGCCGGGCUUGAGCUCGCGCCCGGAGGGGUCAGGGGAGAGCACCGCCGCACAGCCAGCAAAGAAGAGAAGGGAAAACUGUUGCCUUCCCCUCUUCUUUCUUUCCUUUGCAUCCAGGCAACAGGAGGCUGCGGGAAGGCGAGAGGUUUCUUCCCGGCUUUGUGCGGAGAGCGCCUGAGCAAAGACUCCUGAUAAAGUUACCCAAACUCGCUAUGGCCCCGGAGGCUGGAGCCGUCGGCUUACUGGCGGCGAUCGUCUCCUUCGUCGCUCCCUCGGCUGCCUUUCUGGGAGCAGCUCGAGGCCAGUUCACGGCAGGAGGUUGCACCUUUGAAGAUGGCCCAGGACCUUGUGAUUAUCACCAGGACCCCUAUGAUGAUUUUGACUGGGUGCAUGUUAGUGCUCAAGAGCCUCAUUACCUCCCCCCUGAGAUGCCUCUAGGUUCCUACAUGAUAGUGGAUUCUUCACACCACAGCCAUGGAGAAAAGGCUCGACUUCAGCUUCCUACCAUGAAAGAGAACGAUACUCACUGUAUUGACUUCAGCUACCUUUUGUACAGUAAGAAGGGGACAAGCCCUGGAACUCUGAACAUCUUGGUUAGGGUGAACAAGGGUCCUCUGGCGAACCCCAUUUGGAAUGUGACUGGCUCUACUGGCAAAGACUGGCUGCGGGCAGAGCUGGCUGUCAGCACCUUUUGGCCAAAUGAAUAUCAGGUAAUAUUUGAGGCUGAAGUCUCAGAUGGAAGAAAUGGCUACAUUGCUAUUGAUGACAUCCAGGUUCUGAGCUACCCUUGUGAUAAAUCUCCUCAUUUCUUGAGGCUGGGGGAUGUGGAGGUCAAUGCAGGUCAGAAUGCAACAUUUCAGUGCAUUGCUACAGGGAGGGAUGCAGUGAAGAACAAGUUAUGGCUGCAGAGGCGCAAUGGAGAAGACAUUCCAGUGGCCCAAACAAAAAACAUAAAUCACAGACGUUUUGCUGCUACCUUUAAGCUUCAGGAAGUAACAAAAACAGAUCAGGAUUUAUAUCGUUGUGUUACUCAGUCUGAAAGAGGAUCUGGAGUUUCUAACUUUGCUCAACUUAUUGUUCGAGAACCUCCUCGACCAAUAGCACCGCCACAGUUGCUUGGAGUUGGACCAACUUACCUGCUCAUUCAGUUGAAUGCAAAUUCUAUUAUCGGGGAUGGACCUAUCAUCCUAAAAGAGGUGGAGUACCAUAUGACAACAGGGACCUGGACAGAAACUCAUGCCGUCAAUGCACCAACAUAUAAGCUGUGGCAUUUGGACCCAGACACAGAGUAUGAGAUUCGUGUUCUUCUAACCAGGCCUGGAGAAGGUGGCACAGGUCAGCCAGGCCCUCCGCUUAUUACCCGAACCAAAUGUGCAGAGCCUAUGAGAACACCCAAGACUUUAAAAAUUGCCGAGAUCCAGGCACGUCGUAUUGCUGUGGAUUGGGAAUCCCUGGGUUACAACAUCACUCGCUGCCAUACCUUCAAUGUUACCAUCUGCUACCAUUACUUCCGUGGUCAUAAUGAAAGCAAAGCUGACUGCUUGGACAUGGACCCCAAAGCACCACAGCAUGUUGUGAAUCACCUGCCUCCUUACACAAAUGUGAGCCUCAAAAUGAUUUUAACAAAUCCUGAAGGACGGAAAGAGAGUGAGGAGACCAUUAUUCAAACAGAUGAAGAUGUGCCUGGUCCUGUACCUACAAAAUCAUUAAAAGGAACUCCCUUUGAAGACAAGAUCUUCUUAAAUUGGAAAGAACCGAUGGAUCCAAAUGGUAUCAUCACCCAGUAUGAGGUCAGUUACAGUAGCGUACGAUCCUUUGAUCCUGCUGUUCCAGUGGCUGGACCACCUCAAACUGUGUCAAAACUAUGGAACAGUACACAUCAUGUCUUUCCCCAUCUACAUCCUGGGACUACCUAUCAGUUUUAUAUAAGAGCCAGCACUGUCAAAGGUUUUGGACCAGCUACAGCAAUCAAUGUAACCACCAAUAUUUCAGCUCCCACGUUACCAGACUAUGAAGGUAUUGAUGCCUCUCUCAAUGAAACAGCCACAACCAUAACUGUACUCCUGAGACCAGCACAAGCCAAAGGAGCUCCUAUCAGCGCCUAUCAGAUUGUCGUGGAAGAGCUGCAUCCUCAUCGAACCAAACGAGAAACUGGUGCAAUGGAUUGCUACCAGAUUCCAGUCACAUAUCAAAAUGCUCUGAGCAGUGGCUCACCAUAUUAUUUUGCUGCAGAAUUGUCCCCUGGCAAUCUUCCAGAAGCAGCACCUUUCACAGUUGGUGACAAUAGAACUUAUCAAGGCUUCUGGAACCCACCUUUGGUGCCUCGGAAAGGGUAUAACAUCUAUUUUCAAGCCAUGAGCAGUGUUGAGAAGGAGACUAAAACUCAGUGUGUUCGAAUUGCUACUAAAGCAGCUGCAACAGAAGAACCAGAGGUUAUUCCUGAUCCAGCCAAGCAGACCGACCGUGUGGUGAAAAUAGCAGGAAUAAGUGCUGGAAUCCUUGUCUUCAUUCUCAUCCUCCUCCUUGUCAUAUUAAUUGUCAAAAAAAGUAAACUGGCUAAGAAACGCAAGGAUGCCAUGGGAAACACCAGGCAAGAAAUGACCCAUAUGGUGAAUGCAAUGGAUCGGAGUUAUGCUGAUCAAAGCACUCUCCAUGCAGAGGAUCCUCUUUCGGUCACCUUUAUGGAUUCUCAUAACUUCAACCCCAGAUAUGAAAACCACAGUGCAACAGCGGAGUCAAGUCGUCUGUUAGAUGUGCCUCGUUAUCUCUGCGAAGGAACAGAAUCCCCAUACCAAACCGGCCAACUGCAUCCUGCUAUCAGAGUAGCGGAUUUGCUACAGCAUAUUAAUCUCAUGAAAACAUCUGACAGCUAUGGUUUUAAAGAAGAAUAUGAGAGUUUCUUUGAAGGACAAUCAGCUUCUUGGGAUGUGGCAAAAAAGGAUCAAAACAGAACGAAGAAUAGAUAUGGGAACAUUAUAGCAUAUGAUCACUCCAGAGUGAUAUUACAACCUGUGGAGGAUGAUCCUUCUUCAGACUACAUUAAUGCUAAUUAUAUUGAUGGAUACCAGAGACCAAGCCACUAUAUUGCAACCCAAGGGCCAGUGCAUGAGACAGUCUAUGAUUUCUGGAGAAUGAUAUGGCAAGAACAAUCAGCCUGCAUCGUUAUGGUUACAAAUUUAGUUGAAGUGGGGCGGGUUAAGUGCUACAAGUAUUGGCCUGAUGAUACUGAGGUUUAUGGGGACUUCAAAGUUACUUGUGUGGAAGUGGAACCACUUGCAGAAUAUGUCGUCAGGACGUUCACCCUUGAAAGGAGAGGUUACAAUGAAAUCCGUGAAGUUAAACAGUUCCACUUUACUGGUUGGCCUGAUCAUGGAGUACCUUACAAUGCAACAGGCCUUCUUUCAUUUAUACGCCGUGUGAAACUAUCUAAUCCCCCAAGUGCUGGGCCUAUUGUUGUGCAUUGCAGGUGUGUAGAAAAGAGUGCUGGAGCUGGGCGAACUGGAUGCUAUAUUGUAAUUGACAUAAUGUUAGACAUGGCAGAAAGAGAAGGUGUUGUAGACAUCUACAACUGUGUCAAAGCAUUACGUUCACGCCGCAUCAAUAUGGUACAGACGGAGGAGCAGUAUAUCUUCAUUCACGAUGCAAUCCUGGAAGCCUGCUUAUGUGGAGAGACUGCCAUCCCAGUCUGUGAAUUUAAAGCGGCAUAUUUUGACAUGAUUAGGAUAGACUCUCAGACAAACUCUUCACAUCUUAAAGAUGAAUUCCAGACCCUGAAUUCUGUGACUCCUCGGCUACAAGCUGAAGACUGCAGCAUAGCAUGCUUGCCAAGGAAUCAUGACAAAAACCGCUUUAUGGAUAUGCUGCCACCUGACAGAUGUCUGCCUUUCUUAAUUACUAUUGAUGGCGAGAGUAGCAAUUACAUCAAUGCCGCCCUUAUGGAUAGCUACAGACAACCCGCUGCUUUCAUUGUCACGCAGCAUCCUCUGCCGAACACUGUGAAAGAUUUCUGGAGAUUAGUCUACGACUACGGCUGUACCUCUCUCGUGAUGUUAAAUGAAGUUGAUUUAGCACAAGGCUGCCCACAAUAUUGGCCAGAGGAAGGAAUGCUGAGAUACGGUCCUAUUCAGGUUGAGUGCAUGUCCUGCUCCAUGGAGUGCGAUGUAAUCAACAGAAUUUUCAGGAUAUGCAAUUUAACAAGGCCUCAGGAAGGUUAUCUGAUGGUUCAGCAGUUUCAGUAUCUGAGUUGGGCAUCUCACAGGGAUGUGCCAGGCUCCAAACGGUCAUUCUUAAACUUAAUUCUUCAAGUGGAAAAGUGGCAAGAAGAAUGCGAAGAAGGGGAAGGGAGAACCAUAAUCCAUUGUCUGAAUGGCGGUGGGCGAAGUGGGAUGUUUUGUGCCAUAGGCAUAGUAGUGGAAAUGGUAAAAAGGCAAAAUGUCAUUGAUGUUUUCCAUGCAGUGAAAACUUUACGGAACAGUAAGCCUAACAUGGUAGAAACACCGGAACAAUAUCGCUUCUGCUAUGACGUUGCACUGGAGUACCUUGAAUCAUCUUAAUAUGGAAGGAUAAAUACAAUCAAGUGAACCAAAUAAUAUGAAAUUUAAUAAACUGUGUUUUGGCAUCAGCUGUUGAACCUGUGAAGAAAUGUUUGAGUGAAGGGGAGACUUAAUUUUUAAAUGCAAAAGUAUUUUUCUUAAUAAAUGGUGUAAAAUAUAUGUGCAGACUGUUCUUCUGUCCCUGUACACAGCCUGAAUAGAGUGCCACAAAAACAAGUAAGAGUCAAGGCAGAGCACAUCUGCUGUUCAAAGUAGAACUUUUCCGUCUUUGCAUAUUCAGCUGCCUCUCGGCUACAUUAGACCUGUCAUCUGUUGCAUGUAUCUAUUCUAGUGAAUAUUUUAUUUCACUUUUGUCCUUAAUUUCAUAUUGUUGAAAGUUUUUUAAAAUACUGUGCAGAUUGAUAAUCUAUAGAUUUCAUGUGCUACAAGAAUAGAGGGAGAGAUGGCCACACAUACCACACACAUUUUAAAAAAUGGCUUAUUUUGUUUUACUGUGCAAUGACAGCCUGAUCAAAGUUCUUUAUAAAGAAAUCCAAACAUAAGCCAAAGACUCAAGUGUAAAUAUGUUUAUAUGGGAAAGAAAGCACAUUGUAUUUAUUGUUUACUGACAUUCCUUUUAUGAUGGUUGGACAGAACCAUUUUUUCAUAGAAACAUUGUUGCUGAAAUCGAGUGUAAAUGAUUUUUGUAGAUUAUUUUUUGUAUGUACUGUGUAAGUAGAAGGAGAGAGAAUGAAAAGACCUUUUAUGGACAAACCAGAAAACAUUGAUACACUUUUUGGUUGGUGUGUGUACACGCUUAUGAAUGAAAUUCAUGUAAACAAGAAUAAGAAACCAAACAUAAAACGUCUUUCUCAGAUUAUAUAGGGUGUUUUUUUCAGUUUAUAUUAAUAAGAAAUCAAAUAGAAACUGCACAUAUAUAUAACUUUGGAAGUUUCAUUAAUUUUUUAAGGAGUAAGUGGGUUAAUAAUGAAUGCUUGACACACAGAGCAAGUACAAAAAUAAAUAAAAAUGCAAGUUAAUAACAUUUAUUUUAAUGUUUACAGUUGAGGCACAAGUUCUAGACAACCACAGCAUGCAAUUUCCCCUUCUGCAGUGCUGGAGGAAUCUUCUUAUCCUCAGUUGUGGCUUCCAGGUUGAGCCAAGAAAUCAGCUUUUGUCCAAGGUUCAGAGCGGCUCCGGCUUUUCCCCCAGUGGUCGUCUAGAUCAGUAGCAAUGGUAGCUUUGUGUUCUGACAAAGCCAAAAUGGAUUGAAUCAAUUCAAGAGUUAGGCGAUAGCUUUGGUAUGUUUUUUACUUUGCUCUUCAUAUGCACAUUCAUAAGCCUGGACAUGUUUUCAUAAUGAAAAACAUUUACUGUGUCCUGUUGAUUUUUUUUUUAUCAAGAGUAAAUGAUAAGGUGCUUAUAAAUACUCAUGUAAAAUAAGAGUGAAUUAAAGAAGUUUUAUAACAUACUGA